Molecule: messenger RNA, 816 nt
Organism: Iphiclides podalirius (scarce swallowtail)
Lineage: Eukaryota; Metazoa; Arthropoda; Insecta; Lepidoptera; Papilionidae
Source: the annotation of a GenBank genome assembly
AUGGAGGGGCGGUUUGUUUUUGAAGACAAAGUUGUGAUAGUGACUGGCGGUGCAGCAGGGAUUGGUGCUGGAUUGGUGCGCGGAAUAUUAUCACAAAACGCAAGGCAUGUCACAUUUCUCGACGUGGCGAAACGCGAAGGCGAACAGCUGGAAAGGGAGCUUAUGAAUAAAUUCGGCAACCUUAAGGUUAUGUUCAUACAUUGCGAUGUCUCCAACGAAACUGAUUACCGUGCCGCAUUCAAGAAAGUAACCGACAAAUUCCACAGGCUUGAUGUGGUUAUAAACAACGCGGCAAUUCUGAGCGGUGAAGAGAGUUUACGCAAAAAGGUGGUCGACAUCAACUUUACGGCGGUAGUCAACAUCACAUUGACAGCAUUAGAUACGAUGGCAGUGGGAAAGGGGGGUUUCGGUGGUGUCAUUCUAAAUGUGUCCUCUUUAUUGGCCCUAAAGCCGAGUAAAAACUUGCCAGUAUAUUCGGCGACUAAGGCUGCUGUAAUACAAUUCACCAAUAGUAUAGCAUUAAAUGAAUCUUAUAAGGAAUCACAAGUUCGUGUUCUGACAGUGUGCCUUGGCCCAACCGAUACAGCUAUUCUCAUCAAAUAUACUUCGGAUGCUUUCGAACAAGGCUGUUCUCAACCCUUGACCUCACGUGUCACAGAAAGGCAAAGGGUGGAGUCAGCUGUAAAAGGAAUAAUUGACGUAAUAAAGAAAGCAGAUAAUGCCUCAACGUGGGUAAUAGCCGCUAAUAAGCCUCCUGUGGACAUAACCUUGCCCGUUAGGAAGGGUUUACGCAUUACGUCGAAUGAAAACGGGGCC